CUCUUCUUCAUCUUCACUGCUCACCAACCCAUCCAUCCCCCAGUCCUCCUCACUGCUCACCCGUCUCCCAUCCCCACACCACCACCACCACCAUCUUCCGGUCUUCCCCUCCCCACACCCGGCGGGAUCCCCACCAUCCCCUUCCCCCGAUGGAGCUGUUCGCGCGCGCCAAGGUGGUGCGGCUCAAGAGCCACCACGACAAGUUCCUGUACGCGGACGAGGACGAGGCGCACGUGACGCAGGAGCGGGACGGGUCGUCGGCGAACGCGCGGUGGGCCGUGGAGCCGGCGCCGCACAACCCGGGCGCCAUCCGCCUGCGGAGCCGGUACGGCCACUACCUCACCGCCUCCGGGGAGCCGUUCCUGCUGGGGAUGACGGGCCGGAAGGUGACGCAGACGGCGCCCGCCGCGCCCCGCCCCGCCAACGCGUCCGUGGACUGGGAGCCCGUGCGGGACGGCUUCCAGGCGCGCCUCCGCACCAGGGCGGGCCACUUCCUCCGCGCCAACGGGGGGCUCCCGCCCUGGAGGAACUCCGUCACCCACGACGUGCCCCACCGCACCGCCACGCAGGACUGGGUGCUCUGGGACGUCGAGGUCGUGCAGCUCCUCACGCCGGCGCCGCCCGACCGCGCCGGCUCCGCGCCCCUCGCCAAGUUGCCGGACUCGCCGCCCGCGCCGGAGCUCGCCAACCCGCCGCAGCCGCAUCACCGUCCCUCCAAGUCCUACGCCGCGCCACCGCCACCGCCCACGCUGGAGCCCGAGGCGCCGCCGCCCAGGCUCUCCAAGCUCGAGUCCUCCGAUUCAUUCUCUGCCCCCUUGCACAAGGUAGAGGGACGUGCCAUCCAUUAUCACAUUGCAGAUGAUCUGGGCAAUGUGCAAGAUGGCACAGUGGGACACUCCUUUACAUUCAAUGGCAGCAACUUGGAGGAGCUUGCCCACAAGUUGCAGGAAGAGACUGGCCUGGAUAAUAUCAUCAUAUGCACACGCAGCCCUAUCAACGGGAAGCUCACUCCUCUCCGUCUGCAACUGCCACCAAACAAUGCAGCUAUGCAUAUUGUGCUCGUCCAGGAGUCCUCAAAGGUGGCUAGAUCAUUUGCACGGCCGUACGGUUCAUAAAUCACAAACAUUUGGCGAAGACACGGGGGGCCUUGAGUUCUGGUGGAUUGUGCUUGUGCGUGUCGCUCGAAGCCCGUACAUCAUUGGAUCAGGUCAUGCCGGUUGUGCGGUCACGCUGGGUGUCAGAAGCAACCUAGCUUAAACCUCAUUCGUGCACAUGUAAAAGGAGCACCCCCCCCCCCCCCACCACCCACACACACACACACAGUAUAGUUAAAACCAGCGGAGAUUCAUCGCGUGAUAUGUGGAGAGAUGUGUUCCAUUGAUUAAUUUAUACUAGUUGAGAUUCUGGCCCUGUAUCUUAUAUCAUUGGUUUUGUAUUAGUUGGUCAAUAGAAUUUGUACUC
Molecule: messenger RNA, 1461 nt
Organism: Zea mays
Lineage: Eukaryota; Viridiplantae; Streptophyta; Magnoliopsida; Poales; Poaceae
Source: RefSeq, marked predicted